This is a messenger RNA of Podarcis muralis (Common wall lizard), 2579 nucleotides long. Its product is annotated as protein mono-ADP-ribosyltransferase PARP12-like. Gene Ontology annotation, molecular function: NAD+ poly-ADP-ribosyltransferase activity; metal ion binding. Lineage: Eukaryota; Metazoa; Chordata; Lepidosauria; Squamata; Lacertidae. The record is from RefSeq and is a predicted model, not a curated record. Gene Ontology annotation, cellular component: nucleus.
CCUAGCGAGGGCGGGAAUCGGGCGGGUCUCCUCCUAGUAGUAGCGGAGGAGGAGGAGGAGCAGAAGCUUCGGCGGGAGCGCCGGCCUUCUGCAAAAGCUGACCCCCAGCCAGCAUGGACCGCUACACUUCGCAGAGGCUGGCCGCCCUGGCCUUGCGGGAGCUGUGCACGUCGGGGGGCUGCCUGCGCCAGGACGAGCUGUGCCGGCGCGUGGCCCUCGGCGUGAGCGCGGAGCUCCUGGGCCCGCUGUUCCAGGACGCGCGCAAGUUCACGGUGGUGACCCGGGAGGAGGCCCCCUCGGCGGCCGAAGGAGGAGGAGAAGAUGGAGAUGCCCAGGUCGUGGUGGCCACCACCGGGGCGCGGCUGUGCCCGGAGCACGGCAGCGGGAAGUGCCAGGGCGACUGCCGGCAGCUGCACGUCUGCCGCUACUUCGUGGGCGGCGGGUGCCGUAACCUGGACGGCAGGAAGCCAUGCAAGUUCAUCCAUGACUUUCAUUCACCCCAUAACCUCCCUGUCCUAAAAGAGCAUGGGCUCGAAAGCUUAAAGGAUGAUGAAUUGUGUCAGCUUCUGCUUCAGAAUGAUUCUUCACUCUUACCUGAGAUAUGUCCAUACUAUAACAAAGGGGACGGGCCCUAUGGAUCUUGCACCUUUAAGAAGAUCUGUGUCAAACUCCACAUUUGUCAGUACUACCUCCAAGGAGAGUGCAGGUUUGGGAGUACCUGCAAGCGCUCACAUGACAUUGCUAACUCGGAGUGUUACGAGAAGCUGGAGAAGCGAGGAAUGAGCCACGCCACGAUCACCAAAAUUCCCUUGAUCUACAGGAAUGCAUAUGACAUCAAAAAUAGCUCAACAGCAUCAACUAGCAGAGAAAGAAAAUUGAGCAGCGGUCAGGUACCAUCAACCACAAGCAGCAGCGAAGAUUCAGAUUUUAUAUGCUUAUACCACAUUAGGAAAAGUUGUAGCUUUCAAGAUAAGUGUAUUCGAGAUCACUUCCAUUUGCCAUACAGAUGGCAAAUACUUAAUGGGACCCAGUGGAAAGAUCUGAAGGAUAUGGAGAAAAUUGAACAGGCCUACUGUGACCCAGUUAUUGACAGAAUUGUCUACAACAGCGCUGCAGACAUCAUUUUCUCCAGUAUGACUUGUGGCACUGCCAAAAUUAGACGGCUCUCCACUGCAUCUUCUGUGACCAUGGCGCCUCACUAUAUUCUCACAACUGAUUGGAUCUGGUACUGGAAGGAUGAAUAUGGGGUGUGGAAUGAAUAUGGAAAGGAAGACGUUGAUCACUCUGCCGCCACAGUGACCUGCUUUGACUUGGAAAAAGCCUAUCAGUCUGAAGCAUCUCCAACACUCGCGUUUUCAGCUGGAAAACACAAAUACGAGCUUGAUUUCAAAGCCAUGAAACAGAAAAACCUGCGUUACCUGACAGAACGAAGUGUUCGAAGACGACCAAAGUUUGUGUCUGUAAAGGAAGUAGAGAAGAAGAAGAAAAGUGGGGCCAAGCAGUCAACAGGAGACAACACGCACAUUCCAGCUCACUGGGACCAGGCAGCCUUGCCAGAACUUGGAUAUAAGCUGAUCACCCUUCUCCCAUCUUCCAAGGAGUACAGAAAUGUCCAGGUUAAUUUUCAGCGCACGAUGCCAAAAGCAUUGAUUAUGAGUAUCAAAAGAAUCCAGAAUUUGGCUCUGUGGGAAGUAUAUCGGUGGCAGAAAGAGCAAAUGAAGAAGGCAAAUGGGGGAAAGGAUGUGGAUGAAAGACAGUUAUUUCACGGGACCAAAAAUGACCACAUUGAUGCUAUCUGCCAGCAGAACUUUGACUGGAGGAUCUGCGGCGUCCAUGGCACAGCCUAUGGCAAAGGAAGUUACUUUGCAAGAGAUGCUUCAUAUUCUGAUAACUACACCAAAAGCAAUUCUUCUGUCAAGACCAUGUUUCUGGCCAGAGUGUUGGUUGGGGAGUUUACGAAUGGUGUGCCUUCCUACCUCCGCCCUCCUGCCAAAGACAGCCAGAACUCAGUCUUCUAUGAUAGUUGUGUGAAUAGCACCCAGAAUCCAUCCAUCUUUGUCAUUUUUGAGAAGCACCAGAUCUAUCCUGAAUACCUCAUAGAAUACAGAAAUUAGGAGGAGCUUUACUUUGGAGCGUAUAACGUUGCUUAUCUGUCUUGUGGGCUGCUUUCAGCAGACAUUUUAUAUUAGGACCUUGGUGUUUUACUUAUUGAGAUACAGAUAUUUUAAAAGCUUUCCUGGUUAAUUUGGGCAGCCUUUUUUAAAAAAACAAACAAACACCAAACCAUAAUUGUUUUAAUGUAAGUUCCUGACACAUCUGUGGGUGGUAAGCACCCCAUUAGAAAAGACCUAAUUUCUCUUUCACAGGAGGGAAUAACUUCUUUGAGAUAGUCUCAGCAAUUCUUCCUUCACCACAGCUGUUUUUUUAUUUGUGAGCAUAAGAUUUGAUUGAUUAAUCAUACAAGCUUUAAUUGACUAAGACUAUGUUAGUGAGAGGGAUGCGGGUGGCGCUGUGGGUUAAACCACUGAGCCUCUUGAGCUUGCUGAUCAGAAGGUCGGCGGUUCAAAUCCCCGCGACGG